AUGUCUUCUUACGAUGGCUCGCGGUCCGCCCGCCAGUCCAAGCGGUACUCUAUGUCCGCGCUUUAUCUCUCAAUCGCAAACGAUGGAGAUCUCGAAAUUGAGGACGAUCUUGCUAAAGCUCAGAAGACGCUUCGAGAACUCAAAUCCAAGAUCUCUUCCCAAUCCAAGAAGAACUUCGUCCUUGAAAAGGAUGUUCGCUACUUGGACUCGCGCAUCGCCCUGCUCAUCCAGAACCGCAUGGCCCUUGAGGAGCAAAACGAAGUUGCCAGCCAUCUUGAAGAUGCCACCGAUAUCCAGGAAGGAGUAUUUCCCAAUGACGACAAGACUCAGAAAUACGGCAACCUGAUGUUCCUGCUCCAAUCUGAGCCCAGACACAUCGCUCACCUUUGCAGACUUGUCUCCAUGGCUGAGAUCGAUUCACUCCUGCAGACUGUCAUGUUCACAAUUUAUGGUAACCAAUACGAGAGUCGAGAAGAGCAUCUUCUCUUGACCAUGUUCCAGUCUGUCUUGACGUACCAGUUUGACAACACACCCGAAUACUCGUCGCUCCUGCGAGCCAAUACCCCUGUUUCCCGUAUGAUGACGACGUAUACAAGGCGUGGUCCCGGGCAGACCUUCCUCAAGUCUGUCCUUGCCGACAGGAUCAACAGCCUUAUCGAACUUAAGGACCUUGAUCUCGAGAUUAACCCUCUCAAGGUGUAUGAGCGCAUGGUGGAGCAGAUUGAAGAGGACACUGGCAGCCUCCCCGCGUCGCUUCCUAAGGGUAUCACGGCCGAGCAAGCUGCCGAGAAUCCUCAGGUACAGGCAAUCAUCGAGCCGAGACUUACUAUGCUGACCGAGAUAGCGAAUGGCUUCUUGACGACGAUUAUCGAGGGGCUUGAGGAGGCUCCAUAUGGCAUUCGAUGGAUUUGCAAGCAGAUUCGUAGCUUGACCAAGCGAAAGUACCCGGAUGCCAAUGACCAGGUUAUCUGCACGCUUAUCGGUGGCUUCUUCUUCCUGCGCUUCAUCAACCCCGCCAUCGUCACGCCCAAAUCUUACAUGUUGAUUGACGGAAUCCCGUCCGACCGCCCAAGACGCACCUUGACGCUUAUCGCCAAAAUGCUCCAGAACCUUGCAAAUAAGCCGUCGUACGCCAAGGAGCCAUACAUGGCUAAGCUCCAACCCUUCAUCCAAUUGAACAAGGAGAGGGUUAACAAGUUCAUGCUUGAGCUUUGCGAAGUUCAGGACUUCUACGAAAGCCUCGAAAUGGACAACUAUGUUGCCCUGUCUAAGAAGGAUCUAGAAUUGUCCAUUACCCUGAACGAAAUCUAUGCCAUGCAUGGCCUUAUCGAGAAGCACCACAGCGAGCUUUGCAGGGACCCGAACUCGCAUCUCACCAUCAUCAUGACCGAACUAGGACCUGCCCCCGCCCAAGUUCCUCGUAAGGAGAACAGGGCUAUUACUCUACCCCUCUUUAGCCGUUGGGAGACUGCCAUUGAUGACUUGACAGCGGCCCUGGAUAUCACGCAGGAGGAGGUAUAUUUCAUGGAAGCCAAGUCCAUCUUCGUGCAGGUCAUGCGAUCAAUCCCUCCCAACAGCAGUGUAGCCAGGCGACCUUUGAGGCUCGAAAGAAUUGCCGAUGCUGCCGCCACCAGCCGGAACGAUGCUGUCAUGGUGCGUAAGGGCAUCCGUGCCAUGGAGCUCCUGUCACAGUUGCAAGAUCUUAGAGUUAUCGACAAGGCCGACCAGUUUGCGACUCUGCGCGACGAGGUUGAGCAGGAGCUCCAACAUCUUGGCUCCCUUAAGGAGGGUGUACUCAUUGAGACGCAGAAGCUGCAAGAGGUCUACAAGACGAUUCGCGACCACAACACCUAUCUCGUCGGCCAGCUGGAGACAUAUAAGAGCUAUCUCCACAACGUUCGAUCGCAGAGUGAGGGCACGAGGAGAAAGCAGCAGAAGCAUGCCGUGCUAGGUCCAUAUAAGUUUACCCAUCAACAGUUAGAAAAGGAGGGUGUCAUCCAACGCAGCAACGUUCCGGACAAUAGGAGAGCCAACAUCUACUUCAACUUUACGAGUCCACUCCCCGGGACCUUCGUCAUCUCAUUGCACUACAAGGGACGCAAUCGUGGUUUGCUUGAACUAGAUCUGAAGCUAGAUGACUUGCUUGAGAUGCAGAAAGAUGGCCAAGAUGACCUUGAUCUUGAAUACGUGCAGUUCAACGUACCCAAGGUUCUUGCGCUCCUGAACAAGCGAUUCGCAAGAAAGAAAGGGUGGUAA
This is a messenger RNA of Scedosporium apiospermum, 2256 nucleotides long. Its product is annotated as GTPase-activating protein. Lineage: Eukaryota; Fungi; Ascomycota; Sordariomycetes; Microascales; Microascaceae. The transcript has 5 exons. Bases 1 to 2256 code for a protein of 751 amino acids. Gene Ontology annotation, cellular component: cell cortex. Gene Ontology annotation, biological process: regulation of actin cytoskeleton organization; regulation of GTPase activity. The record is from RefSeq and is a predicted model, not a curated record. Gene Ontology annotation, molecular function: protein binding; GTPase activator activity.